This is a messenger RNA of Danio rerio (zebrafish), 3942 nucleotides long. The record is from RefSeq and is a predicted model, not a curated record. NCBI's taxonomy places the organism in Eukaryota, Metazoa, Chordata, Actinopteri, Cypriniformes, Danionidae.
GACCAGAUGUGACGUUGAGAGCUUCAGUCUUCAGGCUCUACUGCGCAGCUGAUCGCGGCUCCGCGCAUCUGUCGACGACAAAACACGUUCAGGCCCACGGAUGCGUCCCGUCAGGCUGGAGACCCACGACUGCGGGGCUUUUGGGGAGAUAACGCAACUGUACCCGAGAGCUGAGAGGGAGCGAGGGGAUGCGGUCUCUCCCUCUCUGAUGCCAGAAUGAGAACGUACACUCGCGGGGCACCAACAGUGUUCUUCAUAAGUGCACUGUGGGUUCUGGCUGCCCCCGGUCCGGCUGCGGUGGACCCCACUGGAGGAGUGGCGUUUUUGGGAGGGAACUACGAGGGAACGCACCCCAUGCUGUACUUCGGCCUGACGGAGGUGGAGGAGCUCCAGCGGGCCGCCAUCGGGACGCACAAAGCAUUGGCUCAACAGAUCCGGGAGGCUGGGGAGGCUAUUCUAGAGCGUCCUGAGGAGUACCUGCCCCCCUGGAGCCCUGCUGAGUUCAGUGCCCGCUGGAAUGAGGUGUACGGAAAUAACCUGGGCUUGCUCUCCAUGUUCUGCAUGCUGUACCCGCACCGCGCCGGGGCUCUGGACGUAGCCAAGGAAUACAUGGAGCGCAUGGCCGCACAGCCCAACUGGAUGGUGAAAGAUGCUCCGUGGGACGAGGUCCCGAUAGCUCACUCUCUGGUCGGCUUUGCCACGGCGUUCGACUUCUUAUACGAGUACCUCAGUAAAGGCCAGCAGGAGCGUUUCAUCCAGGUGAUUGGGAACGCCUCACGCUACAUGUAUGAGAAGUCUUACCACCGCGGCUGGGGUUUCCAGUACCUGCACAACCAUCAGCCCACCAACUGCGUCGCUCUUUUGACUGGCAGUCUAGUACUCAUGAACCAGGGAUACCUGCAGGAAGCAUACCUCUGGACUAAACAGGCGAUUUCCAUCAUGGAGAAAUCUAUGGUGCUUCUCCAGGACGUGACCGAUGGCUCUCUGUAUGAGGGUGUCGCGUAUGGAACUUACACCACUCGUUCACUCUUUCAGUACAUGUAUCUGGUGCAGAGACAUUUUGACAUCGGCCACUUCAGUCAUCCCUGGCUGCAAAAACACUUUGCAUUUCUCUACAGGACACUUUUGCCUGGUUUUCAGAGAACUGUUGCAAUUGCAGAUUCCAACUAUAACUGGUUUUAUGGGCCAGAGAGUCAGUUGGUCUUCUUGGAUCGGUACGUAAUGCGAAAUGGCAGUGGGAACUGGCUGGCUGAGGUGAUCAGACAGAAUCGGGUUCUGGAGGGCCCUGGACAGGCAGGCAGGGGUCAGCGCUGGUGCACACUGCACACAGAGUUCCUCUGGUAUGAUGCCAGUCUGCGGCCGACCCCACCUCCUGAUUAUGGAACAUCCCACCUUCAUCACUUCGAAGAUUGGGGAGUGGUGACCUAUGGAAGUGCCUUGCCUGCCGGGAAAAACCACACAUUUCUCUCCUUUAAGUCGGGGAAGCUUGGUGGACGUGCUAUAUUCGACAUUGUUCACCAAAACAAGUACAAAGACUGGAUCAAAGGGUGGCGGAACUUCAAUGCAGGCCAUGAGCACCCAGAUCAGAACUCCUUCACCUUUGCUCCCAAUGGAGUCCCGUUUAUCACAGAGGCUUUGUAUGGACCUAAAUACACCUCUCUCAACAAUGCUGUCAUGUUCGGGCCUGCUGUGUCCGAGAGCUGCUUUGCACCAUGGGAAGGCCAAGUUACUGAGGCUUGCAACUCGAAAUGGCUUAAGUAUAAGCACGGACAAGCAGCAGACUGCCACGGUCAGGUGGAGGCGGCUCUAGAGCAGCAGGGUAUGGUGUUUAUUCGUGGAGAGGGUCAAGCAGCAUACAACCCCGAGCUGAAGAUCAAGAACUUUCAGAGGAACUUGCUCCUGCUUCAUCCUCAGCUGCUGCUGAUGGUGGACCACGUUGAGCUGCAUUCGGGCAGCCUAACGCGCAGCAUGAGUGCCUUCUUCCACAACACAGACCUGCCUUUCCUGAAAACCCAAAUCGAUGGAGUUCACGGAGCCCUGAUUAGACAUGGAAAUGAAACAUCUAAGAUGUUCUGGUUGGACGACACAGGCAGUAGUGAGAAAGCAGUUGUAGGAUAUAGGAGCUACCCCCGCGGAUACCCAUAUAAUGGAUCCAACUAUGUGAACGUCACUAUGCCUCUGAGGUACCCAACCAGCAGAUUAGCCUACAUCUUCUUUGGAUCAGGAGUGGAUGUGCAGAGUUUCAGCGUACAUGGAGACUCGGAAAGACUGGAGAUCUAUCUGGCCACCAGAGAUCACACCUACAACAUAUAUCUGUUCACAGAUCAGCUGCCCACCAAACCUAUGGCCAUGGUGUUGGUGGACCAGCAGAAAGUGGUGUUUGAAAGGACAGCAGGGAUCAAAGAGCAGCCAAUAGAGGAAGUUGAGGAGUAUGCUAAUGUUGUAGAGGACAACCUUCAGCACGUCAAACCAGUCUUUCAGCAGCUGGAAAGGCACAUCCUUUCUCGGGUGCUUAACACAGACACCUUCCACAAAACUGCCGAGCGCCUCUUAAAAUCCUCAGACAAGAGGAAGACCUCUGGGAAUAUCCAGAAGAUGUUUUCCCUUUCGAAGAAGAAGGGGAAAGGAGGCAAGAAGACCAGCUUCUCCGACAGCCUCCCGGACAUCUUUGCACAGAUUGAGGCGAGCGAGAAGAAGGAGAGGCAGCGGACCGUGAAACGCGUCUACGAGGAGCUUCCCGAGGAGGGAGAUGGAGACUCCCGGGCCUUCGUUGAUUAUAGUGACUUAAGAAAGGGCAAGAAAGUGGGGUUUGUAAAGGGGCGGAAAUUCAAAGAAGUUCGUGUGGGAGCUACGGCGGAGAGUGAGGAUGUGUUUAGCACCACCUCCUACAUUCGCCUUUUCCUCAUUUCGAACAUAGCCACUUUUUUUGUGCUCCUGGCCGUGCUGUUGACACGCUUCCAGAGGGCGCAGAGUUUGCACACGCAGCGCUGCCUGUACUGUGUGCUCCUUAUUGACAGCUUCGUCUUGCUUUGCCUGUACUCCUCCUGCUCUCAGGCACAAUGCUAACAGCAACACAACAGUCCAUACUGUAAAGCAAGGGGUCAGCAAUCUCAGUCCUGGAAGGCUGGUGUCUCUGCAGAGUUUAGCUUCAUCUUGCCUCAGCACACCUGCCUGGAAGUUUCAAGUAUACCUAGUAAGAGUUUUAUUAGCUUGUUCAAGUGUGUUUGAUUAGGGCUGAAGCUAAAUUCUGCAGGACACCGGCCCUUCAGAAACAAGCUUGGUGACCCCUGCUGUAGAAGAAUAUGCCUGUUUACAGCACAUGGCUCCUUCUCAGAGACCUGGAGUCUUUGUCUUGUUUCUAGUCCAAAUAUCUAAACAUUCUUAACCCCUUCAGACCCUGCGUCCAUAACAAUGGACAUCACAUGACAUCCCAUUUUUCUGAAACUUGGAACAUAAUUCAGGUCUGAAGGGGUUAAAUCAAGAAGCAUUUUAUAGACGAGCAAACACAUUUUUUUUCCCCAAGCAAAGUAAUCCACCAAUGGGGUAAGCCAGGGGUGUCCAAGCUCGGUCCUGGAGGGCUGGUGUCCUGGAGAGUUUGGCUGCGUCCGAAAUAGCAUACUCCCAUACUAUAUAGUUCGCUAGAAUCAGUAUGCGAGCUGAGUAGUGUGUCCGAAUUCCUAGAAUUCGAAAAUCAGUAUGUGAGAAGUACCAGGAUGACUUACUACUUCCGGCGAGAUUCUAGAGUGUGCAUCCUAUGCAUGCUGCGCUAUCCCAUGAUGCCCCGCGAGAGAAUACAUGUAUGGGCGUGAAGCGACGCAAUUUAAUGCAGGUAGGUCUUGUGACCAUGACAAAAUGGCGGAUGUAGUACGUCCGAAUUCCAUUCAUACUUUUCACAUUCAUACUGUAUAGAACGCACUUUUAUAUCGGCCGAGUCGUACGUUU